GUCAUUGUUUCAUUGAUCUCGCGAUGUUUCCUCGCAUUAUGAGCUUUCGGCGCAGGCUCUCGGAUUGAGGCUGUCGGAGGAAGGCGUCUUGAGGCGGAAGGAGAGCUCGCCUGCGUGAUUAGCCAGAAAGAAGCUCUCGGUCUGCCCAUGGCGGGGAGGAGCCUGUGAGGAGGCCCGCCCCACACUAUGUCCGCCCGUCACCUCCUCCUCCGGCUCCUGAGAGACUGAUCAGCGGCCGAGCAGCUCACAGAGCAUCGGCGGUGGGCUCAGACGGCUGCGUGGCCGGCCGGCCGGUCGGUCUAGAGCGGAAAAAGGACGGUUCCGCUAUGAACCUGCACCAGGUGCUAACGGGGGCUGUCAACCCCGGGGACAACUGCUUCUCCGUGGGGAACGUCGACGGCCACCCUUUCACGGCUUAUGCAUCAGGAUGUGACAUAGUGAUAUUGGGGACAGAUUUUGAAAGAUUACAAAUAAUUCCUGGAGCAAAAUAUGGAAAUAUACAAGUGGGAUGUGUAGAUUGUUCCAUGCAGCAAGGGAAGAUUGCAGCUGCUUAUGGAAAUAUAAUUUGCAUCUUUGAGCCAGUCAAACAUCUAAAGCAGAAGAAGAAUAAUUAUGGAUUAUUUUAUCAAUGGCAGAAUUCAGAUCAGAUUUGCUUGGAACAUGUUGUGCAUAAUUUAACCUGGGAUCCCACAGGUUCUCGUCUAUUGACUAGUUCAAGUUGUUUGCAGCUUUGGUCUAAUGUCAGUUUUGAAAAUCUGUCAGAAGAUGAAAAUCGUGAAAAAGCUGAUACUCAGAACUGGAGAAUCAUCUGGCAGACCAAAACCGCUUCUCAAGUUCAUCUAAUGAUGUUUUCACCAGAUGGAGAAUUUUUUGCUACUGCAGGAAAGGAUGACUGUCUUGUAAAGGUGUGGUAUAACACUGAUUGCUGGAAAUCAGUAAUUGCAUCACAACAUACAACACCAGAAAGCAAAAUGGAGGAACUCAGUUUUUCAUUUAUUUAUCUGAUUCAUCCUCGAUCUGUCGACGGUUUUUCAUGGCGAAAAACAAGCAACUAUAUGCCACGUGGUGCUGUGUGUAAUGUACUGCUGACCUGCUGCAAAGACAAUAUAUGCCGUCUCUGGGCAGAAACUCUGUUGCCUAAUGAUAGCCUCUUAUACGAAGAUGGAUAUAACAAUUGGCCUGAGCCAGUGAAAUUAAAUAACUUUAAGAGGAAUGCUUCUAGCAAAGAAAGCAUGAAAAAUGCUUUAGAGUUAAAUCUAAAACCUUUCCGACGAGGAAGAAGAAGAUCAAUAGCACUUGCACAUACUGGAUACUUGCCCCAUCAGCAAGACCCUCAUGUAGUUCAUCGAAACAACCCAUUGCAGUCAAAUGCACUUUGCCAUUUCCAUAUUGCUGCCAGCAUCAAUCCAGCCACAGACAUUCCCUUGCUCCCUUCUAUCAUGUCUCUGAGUCUUAAUGAAAGUGAAGAAAAAAGUGGUCCUUUUGUAGUGCACUGGCUAAAUAAUAAAGAAUUACAUUUUACGCUAUCAAUGGAAGUUUUUUUACAACAGUUUAAAAGAAAUUUUGAGCAUAUUUCCUCAGAAGCCAGCACUGAAGAACCUAAUCAGAUGACUUUCAGAUCUGAUGAAGAAACUGAUGACAGUAAAGAAGAACAGAGAAGAAAUCAAGAACAGAAAGAAUUUCCUGGUGAAAAACCUGUUUUAAAUUCAAGCUCCAUUCCCUUGUCUUCAGCUGUUAUUGAUCAUGAAAUUGAAAUACAACUAACUGAAUGGAAUAAAAAUGCAGAUAUGCUAUUUAGUAUUCAUCCAAUGGAUGGAUCAUUGCUCGUAUGGCAUGUCGAUUGGCUAGAUGAAUACCAACCAGGCAUGUUUCGUCAAGUACAGGUGUCAUUUGUUUCAAGGAUUCCUGUUGCCUUUCCUACUGGUGAUGCAAAUUCACUUUGCAGAAGUAUAGUGAUGUAUGCUUGUACAAAAAAUGUUGACCUUGCUCUUCAGCAAGGCAAACAAAAACCUACUAGCCUUGGUCGCUCCUGCUCUAUGUUAAUUUCUUCAGGUCAUAGCAAAUUGCCCAACAAUGUAAAACUAAGCAUCUUCACCCCAAAUGUUAUGAUGAUUUCCAAGCAUGCAGAUGGAUCGCUAAACCAAUGGCUAGUCAGCUUUGCAGAGGAAUCUGCUUUUUCAAAUGUUCUCAGUAUUUGCCACAAAUCACGAUACUGUGGACAUCGUUUCCACCUUAAUGACUUGGCUUGCCAUUCAGUACUUCCAUUGCUACUCACAACCUCUCAUCACAAUGCAGUGAGGAUACCAGUUCUUGAUAGCACAGAAGAGGCAUCUCCAGAACAUCAAAAUAAAAGUUCUGCCUGCAAAUCUCAGGAUCUUACUGCUGUUUACAGUGAACUUAUCCUCUGGAGAGUUGAUCCAGUUGGCCCACUGUCUUUUUCUGGUGGAGUUUCUGAGCUUGCAAGAAUAAAUUCUCUUCAUGUAUCUGCUUUUUCAAAUGUGGCAUGGUUGCCUUGCCUCAUACCUAGUUACUGCUUAGGUGCAUACUGUAAUUCACCAAGUGCUUGCUUUGUUGCGAGUGAUGGACAACAUUUAAGACUCUAUCAAGCUAUAAUAGAUGCCAAAAAGCUACUCUGUGAACUAUCAAAUCCAGGAAUUUCUAAAUACGUUGGCAAAUUUUUUAACAUCAUAAGUCAGCAAUCUACAGCUAGACCGGGUUGCAUUGUAGAACUGAAUUCUAUUACAGAGCUGCAUGGUGAGAAAAUGCAGCUACUUCAUGUUUUUCAAGAAGAUUUCAUUAUGAAUAAUCUUGAGAAUAGAUUCUCCGAAAAAGAAUCAAUACUACUUGAUCCUGGAUAUCAGGAAAAUGGAUUUUCUGAAAAAUUCUAUUUAAUUGUAAUUGAAUAUACUCAAAACUGCUCACUGUUACAUAUGUGGAAAUUACAUUUGAAAUCCCUACCAGUCUCAGUGGAUGAAAAAAUAGCACCUAAGGCAUCUGAAACAACAUCUCAAGAAGAACUGCAUUCUUCUUCUCCGGACCAAGAAAAGCUUCACAGUUCCUUUACAAAGAAAUAUCAAGUUUGCAGAGAUAAUCUUCAGAGCACCAGCCAAUUAGUUCUUUCUUCAGAAAUUGUCUAUAGUCAAGAACUGAAUUUACCAGAAGGAGUGGAGAUAGUAAGCAUUAAACCAUCAGCAGGUCACUUAAGUUCUUCUUCAAUUUAUCCAGUCCGCCAAGCUCCUUAUCUUCUUGCAACACUUUGCUCAGAUGGGAAAGUUAGGUUUUGGAGGUGUAGAAUGGCACAAGAAACAGAUGUGUUAUCCAAACCAGAGAAUACUAAGAACAGUGGUAUGUAUGUAUGGGAAGAAUGGCCAUUGCUAAUUGAAGAUGGACAUCUUAGUAGCAGUGCCCUUGAAGUGUCUGGUUUAUCUCUUGAAAUUAGCUGCGCUCAUACAAAUCGUUUAGCUGUGGCAUACAAGCGAACACCACCCCAAAACAGUAAUUCUCAAGAUUUUUUUGUGAAUGUCGGCAUUUUUGAAUGUGAAUCUACAGGAGGCUCUUGUUGGAACUUGGAACAAACACUUCAUUUAGAUGAACUAAACCUAACAUUGGAUUCGCUGAGUGUCAAUAGUAGUUCAAUGGCAGUAGGAAAUAAGAACUUAACAUUCAGAACAAAGCAUUUGGUUCAUUUAGACUGGAUGUCUAGGGAAGAUGGCUCUCAUAUAUUAACAGUAGGCAUUGGUUCAAAGCUUUAUAUGUUUGGUCAGUUGGCUGGGAAAAUACAGGAACAAAGUGCUAAGGAAAUGCUUGUACUGCCAGUAUGGGAUAAUGCUAAAACCUCUUGUACAUCUAGAUUUAUACUGUUACGAUGUGUCGAUUUGGUCUCAUCAGUAGAAGGGUCGCCUCCUUUACCAGUUUCUUUGUCUUGGGUUCGUGAUGGCAUCCUUGUGGUUGGGAUGGAUUGUGAAAUGCAUGUGUAUUCUCAAUGGCAGCCAUUUUCAAAGCAAGAUCCCAUUACUGCAGACUCUUUCAGUGUUAGUACACCAUCUAUAACAAGUUUAGUUAAACAAAGCCAGUCGUCUGGUGUUCCCCCAUCAAAGCGAACAUUAACCCGAUCCAUGGCUAGCUUUGCUCAAAAACUUGGUGGGAAACGAUCUGUAUUUGAUCUGUCACUGGAGAUGGAAGAUUCUGGUCUUUUUGAAGCAGCUCAUUCAUUAUGUCCUACUUUACCUCAGUAUCAUCCUGUGCAACUUUUGGAACUCAUGGAUCUAGGGAAAGUACGUAGAGCAAAGGCCAUUUUAUCUCAUCUAGUCAAAUGCAUUGCUGGAGAAGUUAUUGCUUUAAGUGACCCCUGCCAUGAGAAAAGGUAUCGGUCUCUCUCAAUCUGUGCUAGUGGGAGUAGUACAAGAGACCCUAUGACAUUUAACAGAUGUGUAAUAACAGACUAUACAGAAAUAGAUUCUGUUCCACCGCUUCCUUUGUAUGCAUUGCUUGCUGCUGAUGAAGAAUGUUCCUAUGCUUGUACUGAAAAGUCAAAUACUCCAAAGAACCUUAACAAACAUGUGACUGAUGAAAAUUAUGAGGAUCUAUUUCAAAAUUCCAGCCUGUAUACAGAUGAACUGACUACAAUUGAAGUAGAUGAAGAUGACAAAAAGCCAAAAGUUAUUGAUCUUUCUCAGUAUAAUCCAACUUACUUUGGACAAGAGCAUGCCCAAGUUCUUUCUCGUCACUUGCUUCAUUCUAGCUUACCAGGACUUACCAGGAUGGAACAGAUGCUAUUGAUGGCAUUAGCUGAUACAAUUGCCAUUACCAGUACUGAUAUAGGAGAAAGCAGAGACAGAAACAAAGGAGGAGAAACACUUGACGAAUGUGGUUUGAAGUUUCUUUUGGCAGUUCGUCUUCACACUUUUAUGACAACUUCUGUACCACCUGCUCACAGACCUCAGCUAUUAUAUCAAGGUUUGUCUUCGAGUCAUUUUGCCUGGGCGUUUCACUCUAUUGCAGAAGAAGAACUUCUAAACAUGCUUCCUGCAGUACAGAAAGGUGAUCCAACAUGGUCAGAGCUUAGAGCUAUGGGAAUAGGAUGGUGGGUUCGAAAUACCCAUAAUUUGCGCAGAUGCAUUGAGAAGGUCGCUAAAGCAGCCUUUCAAAGAAACAAUGACCCUCUGGAUGCAGCCAUUUUCUAUCUUGCAAUGAAAAAGAAGACUGUAAUUUGGGGGCUAUACAGGUCCCUAAAAGAUACUAAAAUGACACAGUUCUUUGGAAACAAUUUUACUGAGGACAGAUGGCGUAAAGCAGCACUGAAGAAUGCUUUUUCAUUGCUAGGCAAGCAACGUUUUGAACAUUCUACAGCAUUUUUUUUAUUGGCUGGUCACUUAAAAGAUGCCAUUGAGGUCUGCCUAGAGAAAUUAAAUGACAUUCAGCUAGCUCUUGUAAUUGCAAGACUGUAUGAAUCAGAAUUUGAAACAUCUGGUACUUACAAAUCAAUUCUUCAGAAGAGAAUUCUGGGAAGUAAGCCUCAUUCUACUGAAAGUCCAUCAACGCCACAUUUUGAUCCUUUUCUCCGAAGUAUGGCUUACUGGAUUUUGGAAGAGUAUGGUCAUGCUCUUGAUACUCUUUUAAGCCAUCCCACUUUGAAUGAUGAAGAUGAAGGAAGCUUCUCAAACUGUAGCCCUUCGGUAUUUAAUUUUUAUAAUUAUCUAAGGACGCAUCCUCUCUUGCUGAGACGCCAUUUUGGAUCUUCUGAUUUAUCUUCCACAAGGAUAUGUGUAACAGGAGAAAAGGGGCUGGCAGAUGAAAUCAAUUUAGAGGAAAGAAAAUUAUUCUUUACUGCAGCAUAUACUCAUUUGAAGUCUGGCUGUCCCAUGUUGGCUUUAGAAGUAUUAUCGAAGAUGCCUAAAGUGGUCAAAAAGUCAAAGAGUUUAAGAAGAACAUUUAGUUUAAGGAACACUAGUAAAGAAUGUUCACCCUCUUCUCCAAUGCCAGUAGAAUUGAAAGAUGACCAGUUUUUCAGGACUGACAGGUCAGAACCAGUGCUAAAUGGUUUAGGGCCAUUAUCAGAUGCUUCACCAGACAAACAUUCAGUUUCUGAUGCUUUGCUUGAUUGGAGUCAGCCAGCUGCAGUCUUCCAAGAUGACCCGUUGGAAUUAAAAUGGGACAGUGACAAAGAUGAGGAAAGUGAGGAUUCUUGCCUUGUAAUGAAACCUUUGCAGAAGAUAACAGGUGAAAAAACAAAUGAAGUUAACUCUAGCUGCACUGAAACCUACAGUUCAGGAGGUGAGAAUGAUGUCUUAGCUUCAUCAGAAGACAUAAUUUUUGUUCAGCUGAAAUUUAGGGCAUGCCUGAAGAUUCUUACAGAGGAACUUCGAACAUUAUCCACUGGCUAUGAAGUAGAUGGUGGAAAAUUAAGAUACCAGCUGUAUAAUUGGCUUGAAAGGGAGGUGGUAGCCCUUCAGAAGACAUGUGAAUACAAUAUUGAAGCAGAUGAUUCUCAGAGGGAAAUUAUCCCAGUAAUGGGUGAAAAUUGUUUAAAUGAGAAAACUGAAGACCUAUCAGAUAUACAACUAAAGGAAAAUAUUCAAAGAAGACACUGGCUUAUAAAAUACCAAUCACUUUUGCGAAUGUUUCUUAGUUAUUGCAUCCUCCAUGGGUCUCAUGGUGGAGGCUUGGCAUCUGUACGAAUGGAACUGAUUUUGCUUCUGCAAGAAUCUCAACAGGAAUUUUCGGAGCAAUUGUAUAGCAAUAUUGUAUCUGAGCCGAGCACAAUACCUCUUCUUUUUGCCUGUACUGCAAGUGCCAAAACAGUGGUAGCCAACCCAUUAUUGCAUUUGAGUAACUUGACACACGAUAUACUACAUGCUAUUAUUUCUCUUGACUCUCCACCCCACCCAGAUGUACAGAAUAAUAAGAUACAUGUAAUGCACACAUUAGCAGCAUCUUUAUCAGCUUGCAUAUACCAGUCUCUCUGCGGGGGUCAUAACUACAGUUUAUUGCAAGCAAACCAAUUCACUGGAAUGAUUUAUCAGACGUUGUUGCUUUCCCAUCGGCAUUCUCUAAGAACAGCAAGUUCAGAUGAAACAGUAACACCAAAUACUACACCAGCUCAAUGGCCAGGAAUAAUGGAUUUAAUACAAUUGCUGAAUCAAGCUGGGGAAGAAGCUCAGUCUGGGAUCACAAUUUUGCUCUGUGAAAUUCUUACGGCAAUCUACCUUAGUCUCUUCAUUCAUGGUCUAGCAACUCAUUCCAGCAAUGAAUUAUUCAGGAUUGUGGCCCAUCCCCUUAAUGACAAAAUGUGGUUUGCUGUCUUUGGUGGUGGUGCAAAGAUUCCCAAGAAAGGACCAAUUCAAGAAACAACCAAGAUGGCCUCUUCUCCUAUAGAUGAUGGUGAGAAGCAAAAUAAGCGGUUUAGACUGACAUCAAAAUCAUCAAAAGAAAAUUCACCUACUAAUUUACCUGGAAAAGAACAAGAUACUUCAAUUUACAAAGAGAAAUUUAUUCCUCCUGAACUUAGUAUUUGGGACUACUUUAUAGCAAAGCCAUAUCUUGCAGCAUCCCAAACUAGAUUUGAAUAUGAUUCAGAAGAAAGUCAGGACAGCAGUGAUGAAGAUGAAGAUGGAGCAUUCUUAUCAGAUUCAAAACUUCAGGAACAUUCUAACUCAAAUUCAUUUAGUUGGUCAUUGAUGCGCUUGGCUAUGGUUCAGCUUGUUCUCCGUAACUUGAAAAGUUUCUACCCAUUGGCUGGACAUGAUCUUACAGAACUUCCAGUUUGUUCACCGUUAUGCCAUGCAGUUCUAAAGGCUCUUCAGCGGUGGGAGCAGGUUCUUCUCAGACGACUUGAAAUGCAUGGAGGUCCACCAGAAAACUUUAUUUCUAUUCACAUUUUACAAGAUGCCUCAUCUUCAGGCCCUGCAUUACUUCGCCACAAAGCUUUGCUAGAGCCAACAAACACUCCUUUCAAAUCCAAAAGUCAUUAUGCAUUAUCCGUAAAAAGACUUUGGCAGUACCUUGUUAAACAAGAAAUGGUCCAAGAAACCUUCAUCAGUAACAUAUUUGCCAAAAGAAAGUGUUUAAAUGAGUCAUUAGAAGACCAGUCUGAAUUUACCAAAACUAGUUCAGGAGAAGAAUCAGGAGUCAAUAAGAUAGAGCAUGAUGCAGGAUCUCCUGGAAGUAAAGCAAGAAUUAUCCAUAAAGAGUCUGACAUUAUUACUGCCUUUGCUGUCAAUAAGGCCAAUAGGAAUUGUAUUGCAAUAGCCUCAAGCCAUGAAAUUCAAGAACUGGAUGUUUCUGGAAUUUUAGCAACUCAGAUCUACACUUGGGUUGAUGAUGAUAUAGAAGUGGAAGCUAAAGGAGCUGAUGACUUCUUAGUUAUACAUACUCGUGAUGACUUGGGAAACAUUCAAGGAACUACUCCUUAUACACACAGCACUCCUGGAACACCAAUCAAUAUGCCAUGGCUUGGCAGCACUCAGACUGGCAGGGGUGCUGCUAUGAUGAUCAAGAAGAAUCUCAAUAAUGUCAGAAGAAUGGCUUCCCACCCAACACUACCAUAUUAUUUGACAGGUGCCCAGGAUGGCAGUGUAAGAAUGUUUGAAUGGGGCCAUUCUCAACAACUUGCAUGCUUUCGAUCGGGUGGCAACUCCAGAAUUACACGGAUGAGAUUUAAUUAUCAAGGCAAUAAGUUUGGGAUCGUUGAUGGUGAUGGGCAUAUAAGUUUGUAUCAAACAAACUGUAAAGGUUGCCUACAUAAUGGAAGCACACCCAAACCAUACCUAACAUGGCAAUGCCAUAAUAAAACGGCUAGUGAUUUUGUUUUCAUCAGUUCUUCGUCUUUGAUAGCUACUGCCGGGUUAUCUACUGACAACAGAAAUAUUUGUCUGUGGGAUACUUUGGUUGCUCCUUCUAGUAGCUUGGUUCAUGCAUUCACCUGUCAUGAUACUGGAGCAACUGUUUUGGCAUAUGCACCCAAACACCAGCUAUUAAUAUCUGGUGGAAGAAGAGGCUAUACCUGCUUAAUAGAUCUUCGUCAAAAGCAACAGAGACAGUUUUUUCCAAAGUCAUGAUUCUCCAGUUAAAGCAAUUGCUGUAGAUCCUACAGAAGAAUAUUUGUUACAGGAUCUGCAGAAGGAAAUA
This is a messenger RNA of Thamnophis elegans (Western terrestrial garter snake), 9126 nucleotides long. RefSeq names its product Dmx like 1 (gene DMXL1). The record is from RefSeq and is a predicted model, not a curated record. Gene Ontology annotation, biological process: vacuolar acidification. The coding region runs from base 327 to 9056 and encodes 2909 amino acids. NCBI's taxonomy places the organism in Eukaryota, Metazoa, Chordata, Lepidosauria, Squamata, Natricidae. Gene Ontology annotation, cellular component: RAVE complex. The transcript is spliced from 43 exons. Gene Ontology annotation, molecular function: protein binding.